Molecule: messenger RNA, 1529 nt
Organism: Colius striatus (speckled mousebird)
Lineage: Eukaryota; Metazoa; Chordata; Aves; Coliiformes; Coliidae
Gene: SMIM5
Product: small integral membrane protein 5
Exons: 5
Coding region: 366-614 (82 amino acids)
Source: RefSeq, a predicted model, not a curated record
AAAGAGGGGAAAAAGAAACACCUUGCUAGGAAGAGAUGCUGGGAGGGAGAGAGCAACAAGUGCCAGCGGUCGGGGAGCUUGCAGCAGUGCCUCAGCUCGAGGUGGCUCCUCUGGCUGCCCUCCCUCUCUGGCACACGCGUAACACGAAACUUCGCAUCUCCACGACAACCAAUAACAAAAAAAAAGGGCAGAGACAACAGCUGGCUGUCAGCAGCAGCGCAGAGAGGAGCCGAGAGAGGAGCGAGAGACCAGCCAGGAUGAGGUGGAGAGAUGACGUGAAAGUUUAAGAAGGCAGAAAGGAAAACAAGAGGAGCAGCAGAGUUGGUGGCGCGGCUGGGCAUAAAGCCUGGAGAGGUUGAGCCAGAAUGUCUUCUGAAGGCUUUCUGAAGGAAAUGCAAACCAUUGGUGAGAAGUUUCUCCUUAAGCUCCAGAAACUGCCCAAGGCUGACCCAGUGGAGAUUGUGUCCUUCUGUGUGGUUCUUCUGUUUAUCGUUACUGUGCUGGUGCUCAUGGUCAUUGCCUGCAGUUGCUGCUGCUACAGCUGCUGUAGCUGUGAUGGACACUCUGACCACAGAAGGAGGAAGAUCCAGGUCCGCCCAAUUGCCCAUUCAUGAAGUGCAACAAGAGGUGACACAACCUCCUAUCGAGGACAUCAUGAUUCAGUCCUGUGGAAAUGCCUUUAUGCACUAGCUCACUGAAAAUGGCAAUAACAAUAUUAAUUAACAUGACUCAGAGGACCAGGAAUCACAGCGUGGAAUUCCUUCUUUCUGUGACAGCCACUCCUGGGCUUCAUGGUCUGACCAGAAAGUCUCCAGGUGCAGUAAGGGGUUCCCUCACCACAGGCCAAGAUCUCUUGGAGGAGGUGCACAGGAGAGACCAGAAGAAACACCUACUACAAGCACAACAGCAUCAGCAUGGUGGAAGCCAACAUGUCAUCAGAGGCAUCCUCAAUUCUGGACAACCUGAAGAAACUGAUUGAAGCAAGUGACUGGGCUCUUGGAGGGCUAGUGGUGAUUAGCACUUUCUGUCUUGUUUUUAUUGCUCUCCUCUUAUUUGCUGCCAUCUUUGGGUGCUGCUCAUCUCCAAGGCACAAAAGGAGUCGUUGAUGAACAGCAAAGCUGAGAUGCAGUACUGAGAGCCCUGAGCUAAGCAAGAAUCAGCCCAGAUACAACCUGAUGGUGUUGUUCAUAGAAAGCUUUCUCAUCUUCUCUCUCUGGGUAUUUUUUUCCUCCUUAUGCAACUUUUCUACAUCCAGAACAAUGCACCAAUGCCAGCAAGUUGCUCUCCAAGUCCACAGCAAACUCCAUUCAUAAGGCUGUCUGUAUUCAGGAACUGCAUGACUAGCCAAAUACCAAAGUCAACUCAUCUCUGCCUGAUUUUCAUCUUUCAAGCAAAGCCACCAGUUAUGUGGUGGUUGUCCAUUUGCCACCUCUAAAACUGAUAAAAGAUGUCUUCCACUGCUGCAGUAACAUGUUUGGUUUGUGGUUGGUUUGAUUUUUUUUUUUUUCCUGUUUUGCAAGUGGGCAUCA